AUGGCGACUCAAUCACUUCCCUCCACGCCAAAAGCGACACCUCCAAUGGCUGCGGCUCCAGAGGGAAACUUGACCCCUGGAAAAUGGCGACACCCUCAGCUCGAUGAGAUUGUUCGGCGUCAAAAUGCAGCUACAUUUGACGAGAAAAAUGUGAAGAAGCUGGGUUGGAAUGCUGCAGCUCUGAUAAUGACUUGGACAUUUGGUCCUGCAUUCGAAACACAUACACGUCAAAUCUUUGAUGCCAACCAUGGGUAUCACGAGAUUCCAUUCGCUCUCUUACGGCUCUUCUUCGUGUUCAACAUCCUAGUGGCGCUCUCUCCUCUCUUCCGACCCAAGGACAACCUCUCUGACAUUCCUCUUACCCCCACUCAGCGCUCCCUCCUUGGUCUGGAUCCUGCCGUCACGUCCCCGGCCACUCCUGGGACAACCUUUGUCACUCCGCCCAGAUACCGACUGUCCACCUCACGCAAGGCUAGCCCAGCAAGUAGAUCGACUUCACCCAUGUCAGCGAAUGCAAGCUUUUCUGAGCGCCGGUCUUCUAUCGGCACACCCUUUUCACCUGUCACCAGCCCGCUCUUUCACAAAGCUGUCUCCAAUGGAGACAGAGAAUCCGCCCACCGGCAGAGUUUCGGUUCAACUUCCAAUGGAGGCAGAGAAUCCGUUCACCAGCAGAGUUUCAGUUCAACUUCCAAUGGAGGCAGAGAAUCCAUUCACCGGCAGAGUUUCGGUUCAACUUCCAAUGGAGGUAGAGAAUCCGUUCACCGACAGAGUUUCGGCUCGACUUCUCCUCUAGCUCGCAGCAGCUCCUUUGGAGAGUCGGCCAUGUCAAGCCUGGGCCCAAAUCUGCCAUACCCCGUGUUCAAGCCAAGAUCUCGCGCCCGGACAAUUGGGAACACCAACCACUUCUGGCACAAACAUAUAGGCAGCGAUCUUGCUCACAUCCACAUUGGUCUCUUGUCUUCCGCUAUGGGGGCUUCAGAAUCCAAGCUCGUCUUCAAACAAGGCAUCUUCCGCCUCUCGGAGGAACAGGAGAUCCCCGCAGACGACCCCUACUGGAUUAGAUUCUGGGAGCUUCCUGAAUCCACCGAAGAUGUCUUUAGUUUAUUUACGCCGGCGGACAUUCGACGUACGCGCGACCAUGCCUUACCCAACUUUCAAACCCUCCUACUUGCAGUCACCUCGAGGCUGAUUGUCUUGAAAAAUCAUCCCUCGUUUCCCGACCCCGACCUUGCUCCCGAGCGUGACGUCCUCAACUGCAUUCGCAUCCUGACCCGCCUUCUCCCUUAUGUUUAUGAAGCGGAACAUUUGGAGGGAUGGGAAGAGAACUUCUUCUGGGCGCGCCGAAGGAGGAGGACCAGACAAGCGCAGAUUUCUGGAGAGGUUCUCUUUGAUGAGGCACAACCUGAAGACGGCGAAGGAGGAGCAUUGCCACGCACAGAUGAUUACGAAGAUGUGAAGCCUCUGGCCGAGGAACUGAUAGACACAUUGCUAGAGUUACUGUUCUUUGCCGACUUCACAAUCCCUCGACUUCCAACUGCGAAGAGCAAAGUCUCAUUUUCCAUCUGGCAGAGUGGUGUUGGCUGCAACACGGCUAUGGGCUCCAACAAAGCCCUGGAGAGCAACCGAUGCGAGAUUCUUCGGCUUAUGCUUACGCUAACCGGAAAGGCUAUGUAUUUGCCAUCCAAUACAUUGCCUGUCCAAGGUGUCAAGGCUAUAACUUACAUCACAACUUGCCAAGAUAAACAGGCUGUUUUGACCUUGCUCUGCUCUCUUCUCAACACGGCAAUGAAGUAUAACCCCGCGUCGUGGAGAGUUCCAUAUGACCACGUUGUGUGGAAGGAUCCCAGGCAAAUAUUAGUGAUCUACUGCGUGCAGCUUCUCCUUGUCCUCCUUUUGUAUCCCAUCCCAGAAGAUGGUCGCGGAACACCGCCGAAAAACUAUUAUCGUCAUUAUUUCGGCAGGCUACAUAGACCUCAAGACUUCCAAUUCUUGGUGGAUGGCAUGACAAGAAUUUUGAACCAGCCGAUGCAAGCCACAACCUCUUAUCUUCCCGGAAGUCAGAGAUCAGUAAAAUGGGCCCCGGAGAUGUUGAUCCUGUUCUGGGAGACGCUACAAUGCAAUAAAAGGUUCCGAUCAUUUAUCAUUGACUCCAAUCGCUCCCACGACUUCCUUGUGUUGUGUAUGUUCUAUGCCGUGGAGUACAGGAUGGAUGCUUCGAAGCAAGGCGUCGUCCGGAUGUGCGUCUUUAUUCUUCAGACAAUGAGUGCAGAGCCAACAUUCGGAAAGAGUCUGAACAAGAGUUUUGAGGCCCAAGAAACCCUGCCACAAUCUAUUCGGUUGCUCAAGUUCCGAGGAUCAUACGCCGACUACUUGAUCAUGUCAAUUCACAACCUGAUGACAACCAGCAAAGGAAAUCUGGAUACCGUUUACCCUGCCCUUCUGAUCAUUCUCAACAACAUUGCUCCAUAUAUCGAGCGUAUUUCCCCGAGCGCCUGCUCCAAGGUCAUCCAACUCUUCUCUUCCAUGUCUGCGCCCAGCUUCUUGUUGGCAAAUGAAACCAAUCACACCCUUCUUGCGUCAUUGCUUGACUUCAUCAACAUCAUACUGGAGCAUAAAUUCACCGAUAAUCCUUAUCUUGUCUAUUCUAUACUCAAAUACAAGCAACGCUUCGAAGCCGUGCGGGCUUUCACUCUCGAAAGUGGUCAGCAAGAAAUUGAACGCCAAAAUGAGAAGAGGAAAGCCAGCAGUUCAUCGGAUAUGGCCAUGAGCCCGACGUUUUCACAGUCAGAAGAUGACUUACAUACCCCAUCCGGUGCCCGGUCACCGUUGACUCGGAUCCCCGAGGAGAACAGUCCAUUUGCAAUUGGCGAUGACGAUUCUGAUGAUGAACAUGAUCAAGAUGGAGCACGAACCCCAUCACAAUCACCCUCAGCUCAAACCUCACGGAGGCCAUCGGCAGCAUCGACUACAGAUGAAAAUGGGGUGCAGCAAGUACGAGCAAUGUCCGAAAAGGCACGAGGAAAGAAACCUGCCGGCCAUCCUCCUUUCUCCCGACAGAACAGCAUGACCAGUCAAACAAGUAUGUCUGCUUUGUUCACGCCAUCGGCGUGUGGCUUCACACCGACUGUGCCAUGGCUUGAGUCAUGGUUGCCUGAGCUACCUUUACACACAAUCCUCACAAUCAUCUCAGCCAUUUCACCACACAUUCCCGAAGCAGCGCUUGUAAGCGCAGCUAGCCCAGACGCUCGCACACUAGUUCACAACCUUGCAUCAUUUUCUGACGAGCCCGAGGUCGCGAGCAUCAUCUCCGAACCAACCCCCGUUCGCAUGCAAUCAUUCGAAUGGUCCGCACUUUCCAUGGGCUGGUAUGAAUCGCUCCUGUGGGGUUUCAUCUUCUCCAGCGAGAUGGUAGUCGGUUCAGCUUCUGGCGCAACACCAGGAACUGUUGGUGUUUGGAAUGGUACAUCCAUUAAACUUUUCCGAGUUCAAGAAGCUGCCGCUCAAGGCCCAACCUUGCUUGCGCCUAAGGGGGCGGUUGAUGCUGUCGGCAGCAACCUAGUCCAACGCAUCGGGAACCUUAGCCUUCGCGGCCGGAAUUCCCAAGAUUCGGGAGCUGCCCCCUCGCCAAGUGUGCGGGAAGUUUGA
This is a messenger RNA of Penicillium paradoxum, 3645 nucleotides long. RefSeq lists its product as uncharacterized. The record is from RefSeq and is a predicted model, not a curated record. The transcript is spliced from 11 exons. NCBI's taxonomy places the organism in Eukaryota, Fungi, Ascomycota, Eurotiomycetes, Eurotiales, Aspergillaceae. Gene Ontology annotation, cellular component: Golgi trans cisterna; membrane; Golgi medial cisterna. The coding region runs from base 1 to 3645 and encodes 1214 amino acids.